AUCAGACUCACAUGGUUUAGAGCGAGGGUUCGGCAGGACAGUGUUCAGAGGAGGACAGAACAGAGGAGUGCCUUGAACACUAAAACUACACAACCCUGUUUGUGGUCUAGGUAGGUGGGCACAGGAACUAUGGAAAACAGCAAGACAGAAGAACAAAACCAGGAAAUGGAAGAGGCCAACCUAGAGAUUUUUCAGCUGCAGUCCUUGGUGGCAGAGCUGCGUACGUUGCUACAGGGGGUGUUACAGGACAUGGCCGCGCUGCAGCAGAGGGACAGCAGUCUGGAAGAGAGGGCUCAGGCACACCAGAGAGACCUGGAUGAUAGGAUCAUGGGAAUCAGGAACUCGCUCAACACGUUUAAGGAAGACCUGAGCAGUGCUCUAACCCAGAUCAAAGAGGUUAGCAGCAGACAGAAAGAGCUACAGGAUGGCCUGGAGUUCCUCCAAUCAGAGAACAGCAGAGAGAUCCGGCCCGUUCAACAGAGGUGUAUGACACACACGUAGCAUGCACAAACAUUCACACACAUACUUUCUUCACCUGAAAUGAACUCACCAUUCCCCUUGGUUUUGUCAGAAAAAGCUCCAAAGGGGACUGCCAUGGGGAGGGCCAUGAGUGUUUCUCCAACCAGACAGAGCUCAACGUCAUCCAGCAUUACUUCGCCAGCCUGCCCAGCAUCUCUCCACACAGGAGCAUAGCCUCGACCCAGACCUCUAACUCAGAGCAGGAGGCAGCCAGUGGCCUGCCCCAGAGGGGUCAGUCUAUGUCUCCAGUGUGGACAGAAUCGAAAGAGAGCCGGAACGACACGGAUGCACAGAGUGCCUCAGAAAACAAUAAGAGGCAGAUGGCUGCCCUGGAGCUGUUGGAGUCAGAGAGGGUGUAUGUGUCAUACCUGUCUCUCCUGCUGAAAGCCAACAUCACCUUCAACAGCACAGAGGACCUCCACACCAAAGACAAACGGCCAUUCCCCAGUUCUCUACGUUUCCUCAUCCAGCAACACCUGGAGCUGCUUCACACCCUGCAGGAGAGGGUGCUCAAGCGCCAGUGGCAGGGCAUCAUGGGAGAUGUAUUCAUGAGGCUCACCAGCAAAGAGAGUGAUUUCCUGGACUUCUAUGUGUCGUAUCUGAAGGAGCUGCCUGAAUGUCUGUCUGUGGUCAACAUGUUGACCACCACCUCACUAAAAGCAGCCGGCCUGUUUGAGGGUGACAUCAACGGGGACGAGACGACACACCCCUCUCUCCACACUCUGCUUCUCCAGCCAGUGCAAAGGAUCCCUGUGUACCUUCAGCUGCUGCAGACUCUGUUGAAGCAGACGGAUGCAGAGCACCCUGACUACUACCUGCUGCUGGUGUGUAUCCAGCAGGUCAGAGCCUUCACCACCCAGUACGCCCACCUACUGCAGCACAACAAAGAGCUGCUUCUGCACAACCGCAAAGAGCUCAAGAGGUCAGCUUCUGAUCCAGGCUCAGAUUUGGUGUUUUGGUCAACUAUGAAGCAGUUCUUCAAAAAUGUGGACUGUGGUAACGUUAUGCAAGCCAAUGAGAUGGGCUCCCCUUACCCCACCAGCAACGCAAUACUCCUCUCCCUCUCCCCUCACAGAGAGCAUGGCAACCAGGUGAAACGCAGCAAGCAGAGGCACCUGGAGCAGAUCCAGUCUAGACGCUUCCUGGACUGGGAGAGCGAGGCUCACCACUCCGACUCCCCCAUCCCAUUUUUCUCCCCUGACACCAACCCUCGCCUCAAACCCCCAGGCCUGCAGAGUAUCCCUGAGAUGGGGUCAUCAGAGCAGCUGCCCGGCAAACGGCUGACCCCGGGCUCAGCCCUGUCCGAUGCUCAAGGUGAGUUCCUUCGCCCUGGGGACCCUCCAGGCUUAGAGGGGCUGUAUGAGGAUGCGGACUCGUCCCUCCACAACGUGUCCCUGUUCGACCACUACUCCAGUGCUUCGUCCGACUCUAGUAUCGACAUCGCCUUUGUGCGCUGCCCUAAGAGCCAUCAGGCUGUUCGCGAGGUCUACAACAGAGGGGGCAGCCGGGGGAGCAGGUACAAGCUGCCUGGCCGGAGUUGCGUGUCGCCAGACGAGGCCCAAAUGAUGCAAGCUCACCACCACCGCCCCCUGCAGGCCGCUCAGUGUAAGAGCAAAUCCCUGAACGGGUUGCAGCUGGACAGCACUGUGAGUGGGGACAGUGGCCCCGGACAUCUGUCUGACCACUUGAGGGACCACCAACAUGCCAAGCUAGAGAGGCAGUCCAGUAAUAAAUAUCACCCACGCAGCAGCAAGGGCCAGAGCAGCAACAACAGCCCCAUCAGCCCCCCGCAGCACAAAGCAGAGCCAGAAAGACAGAGAGCAGCCACUGACAAGGAGCUGCAUAACAACAACCACAACAAGGACUCUGGGAGCCCACCCUGGGGGGAGGAGCCAAGAUGGAAGGCUGAGGCGAAUUACCACACCCCCUUCAGUGAGAGGAGCCGGAAACAGGAGAAGGGAGGCUUCCGUAGCUCCUUUAAGAAACUCUUCAAGAAAAAGUCGGGGGGAGGAGAGAAAGACAAGGACAAAGAGAAGACAGACAGCCAGAACUCUAGUGAUCACGAGGCAGGCAAGACCCCAAGAGUCGCCCACCUAGGCAUCGAACGUGGGACUGCCGUGUGAAAAGUGUGACUAGAGCCUCACCAGCAGAGAAACACAUUGCUCUGAGAAAGGCUUCAAAUAGGUGCCAGUGAAAUUCUAGGGGUAUAUAGACAGUGUACAAAGCAUUAGGAACACCUGCUCUUUCCAUGACAGACUGAGCAGGUGAAUCCAGGUGAACGCUAUUAUCCCUUAUUGAUGUCACUUGUUAAAUCCACUUCAGUGUACAUGAAAGGGAGGACAGGUUAAAAUAAGGAUUUUUAAGCCUUGAGACAUGGAUUGUGUAUGUGUGCCAUUCAGAGAGUGAAUGGGCAAGACAAAAGAUCUAAGUGCCUUUGAAUGGAGUAUGGUAGUAGGUGCCAGGCGCUGAACUGCAGCGCUGCUGGGUUUUUCACACCCAAGUUUCCCAUGUGUAUCAAGAAUGGUCCACCACCCAAAAGACAUCCACUGUGGGAAGCAUUGGAGUCAACAUGGGCCAGCAUCCCUGUGGAAUGCUUCGAGCCCAUGCCCUGACAAAUUAGGGCAAAAUGGGGCCCACCCAAUAUUAAGGUGUUCCUAAUGUUUUGUCCACUGUGUACAGUGCAAUACAAUGUAUAUAAAACAUGCUGGAAGACCGACAGACAUUGACCUACUGUAAAAAUGCUGUAUAGGUUUCUUCAUUUUUAAGUUAGUAGUUUCCCAUUUGAGAUCACUUCAAUAUCCAUGGAGAAAAUAUAUUUUGCAUACAGUAUACUCAUUAACAUUAAAAAAUGUGCCAUCAAGAAAAUCUCUAUCCCCAAAUCAAAAUAGAAUCUAAAUUGUGACAAGACUUAAAUGAAACAAUAAGUCUGUUGUAAUCAAUAUUUGUUAUACCUCAUCAUAACCAAAGAAUGUCUGAAAACGAUCACACAAAUUAGUUCUUCCCUUGGAAAAAUGGGCAACUUAUCUACAAAGCUAGAAAACUAGACAAUGUGAAACUUAUUCAACAUUUAUUUUGCAUUUCAAUCAAUAUUUCUCUACGACAAACAGACACACAAGCUUCAGUUCCUUCUUUUAAUGUGUUAACUUGUUUCAUAAAUCUGUUACACAAAUUAUACAGUAUGUAAAACCAACAGAUUUUAUUUUACACUAUAUACAUAUAAUGUGCAUUGCAAUAUGAAAAUGGUAAUGCGCCAGAAAGGAAGUUAGUUUGUCCAUAAUCAUUACACAUUCCUACUGUGUAAAUUAAAACCAACAUGAAUCUUG
This is a messenger RNA of Oncorhynchus kisutch (coho salmon), 3842 nucleotides long. Its product is annotated as rho guanine nucleotide exchange factor 33-like. NCBI's taxonomy places the organism in Eukaryota, Metazoa, Chordata, Actinopteri, Salmoniformes, Salmonidae. Gene Ontology annotation, molecular function: guanyl-nucleotide exchange factor activity. The transcript is spliced from 14 exons. Bases 759 to 2642 code for a protein of 627 amino acids. The record is from RefSeq and is a predicted model, not a curated record.